Messenger RNA from Aegilops tauschii subsp. strangulata, 3349 nucleotides. Its product is annotated as probable glutamyl endopeptidase, chloroplastic. Gene Ontology annotation, molecular function: serine-type endopeptidase activity. The record is from RefSeq and is a predicted model, not a curated record. NCBI's taxonomy places the organism in Eukaryota, Viridiplantae, Streptophyta, Magnoliopsida, Poales, Poaceae. Gene Ontology annotation, biological process: proteolysis.
ACUAUUCUAUGCUAUCUACUACUCGUACGUGUAUAGAACAAGGGAGGGAGGCCGAGAAAUCAUGUCCGCCCUUUCCAUCCUCCACAGGGCUUGCCUCCGACUCGCCCUGCUCCCGCUCCCGCUCGCGCCUCUGCGCGCUCCCCUUCGCUCCUCUAGUCUUCCGCGGCCGCUCCGCCUGCCUCGCCGGACCGCCAUGAGCUCCGCCGCCUCCAGGAUGUCCCACAUCGCCGCCGCCGCAGCCUCCGGGGAGUCCAAUCAGCCGGCGGCGGCGGGGGCGGCUGCGUCCGGCUUGGGCCAGGAAGACGACGAUCUUUCAUUGGGCUACCGCCUUCCCCCCAAAGAAAUACAGGACAUUGUUGAUGCACCGCCACUUCCUGUUUUGUCGUUCUCACCAAGCAAAGACAAGAUUCUAUUUCUCAAACGUCGAGCGCUUCCACCACUAUCUGAUCUCGCAAAGCCUGAGGAGAAACUUGCUGGUGUGAGGAUUGAUGGCCAUUCUAAUACUAGAAGUCGAAUGUCUUCCUACACUGGAAUAGGUAUCCAUAAGCUAAUGGAUGAUGGAACUUUGGGCCCAGAGAAGGUGGUCCAUGGAUACCCUGAAGGAGCAAAGAUUAAUUUUGUUACCUGGUCACAUGACGGUCGUAAUCUAUCAUUCAGUGUUCGAGUUGAAGAGGAGGACAACAAAAUCAGCAAGCUAAGGGUAUGGAUUGCAGACGUGGAAUCUGGAGAAGCACGACCACUUUUUAAAUCUCCUGAUAUAUACUUGAAUGCUAUUUUUGACAGCUUUGUAUGGGUUGAUAACUCUACUUUGUUAGUCUGCACCAUCCCUGUAUCACGUGGAGCUCUACCACAGAAGCCAUCAGUUCCAUCUGGUCCAAAAAUUCAGUCUAAUGAGACAAAGAAUGUGGUCCAAGUGAGAACAUUCCAGGAUCUUCUGAAAGAUGAAUAUGAUGCUGAUUUAUUUGAUUACUAUGCAACCUCACAGCUCAUGUUGGUCUCUUUGGAUGGAACUGUGAAGCCAAUGGGGCCUCCUGCUGUAUACACAUCCAUUGAUCCAUCACCAGAUGACAAAUAUUUGAUGCUUUCUUCUAUCCACCGUCCAUAUUCCUAUAUUGUACCCUGUGGAAGGUUUCCAAAGAGAGUUGAAUUAUGGACUGCAGAUGGUAAGUUUAUUAGGGAACUUUGUGACUUGCCCCUUGCAGAGGACAUACCAAUUGCGACGAGCAGCGUGCGCAAGGGAAAACGUUCAAUCUAUUGGAGGCCAGACAAACCUUCAACUUUGUAUUGGGUGGAGACACAGGAUGGUGGAGAUGCAAAGGUUGAAGUUUCACCACGUGACAUAGUUUACAUGGAAAAUGCUGAGCCCAUAAAUGGCGAACAACCAGAAAUUCUACAUAAACUUGACCUCCGAUAUGGAGGAAUCUCUUGGUGUGAUGAAUCUCUUGCUUUGGUGUAUGAAUCAUGGUACAAAACUCGGAAAACAAGAACAUGGGUGGUUGCUCCAGACAAGAAAGAUGUCAGUCCGUGCAUUUUAUUUGACAGAUCUUCAGAAGAUGUGUACUCUGAUCCUGGUUCGCCAAUGCUGCGAAGAACUGCCAUGGGAACAUAUGUUAUUGCAAAGGUUAAUAAACAAGAUGAAAGUACUUACCUCUUGCUGAAUGGAAUGGGUGCCACACCAGAAGGAAACGUUCCAUUCCUUGACUUGUUUGAUAUAAACACUGGAAGUAAAGAGCGAAUAUGGGAAAGUGACAAGGAAAAAUACUUUGAAACUGUUGUUGCCUUGAUGUCAGACAAAAUUGAUGGGGACCUUCCCCUUGACCAGUUAAAGAUACUUACAUCAAAAGAAUCAAAAACAGAAAAUACACAAUAUUACCUACAAAUUUGGCCGGAAAAGAAGCAAGUUCAGAUUACAAAUUUUCCCCACCCAUACCCCCAGCUUGCUUCAUUGUAUAAGGAAAUGAUAAGGUACCAGCGCAAAGAUGGGGUUCAACUUACAGCAAAGUUGUAUCUACCUCCAGGUUAUGAUCAAUCAAAAGAUGGACCUUUGCCAUGUUUAGUUUGGUCAUACCCUGGUGAGUUUAAAAGCAAAGAUGCUGCGGGACAAGUACGUGGUUCCCCUAAUGAGUUUUCAGGGAUUGGUGCUACAUCUCCUCUUCUUUGGUUGGCUAGAGGGUUUGCUAUUCUUUCAGGUCCGACAAUCCCGAUUGUUGGUGAAGGUGAUGUAGAGGCGAACGACAGUUAUGUGGAACAGCUAGUAACUAGUGCAGAGGCUGCCGUCGAGGAAGUUGUCAGGAGAGGGGUGGUCCAUCCUGAUAAAAUAGCUGUUGGCGGUCAUUCGUAUGGUGCAUUCAUGACAGCAAAUCUCUUAGCUCAUGCUCCUCAUCUUUUCUGCUGUGGAAUUGCUCGUUCCGGAGCUUACAACAGGACGUUAACUCCAUUUGGGUUUCAGAAUGAGGACAGAACGCUUUGGGAGGCAACUAACACCUAUGUGGAGAUGAGCCCUUUCAUGUCGGCUAACAAAAUCAAGAGACCAAUAUUACUUAUUCAUGGGGAGCAAGACAACAAUUCUGGAACACUGACAAUGCAGUCGGACCGAUUCUUCAAUGCGUUGAAGGGUCACGGUGUACAGUCUCGUUUGGUAAUACUUCCUUUUGAAAGCCAUGGGUACUCUGCCAGGGAGAGCAUUAUGCACGUGCUUUGGGAGUCGGACAGGUGGCUGCAGAAGUACUGUGUAAACGGCACUAGCAAGGCUGAUUCAGAGACAGCAGCUGAUGGAGAAAGUAAAACAUUGGCAGCCAGUGGUGGUGGAGCAGCACCUGAAGGUCUAAGCUCCGACGGAUUCUCAUCAAUCCCACGAUCGCUUCUGUGAUCAACUACUGUUAAGAUGUAUGGGAAAUAAAACCAUCUCUGGACAGCAUGCACAGGCCAAAAGGAAAAUAAAAUGUGCUGCCGAACUUGUAUGAACCAGUGCUUCUUCCAGGCAAGUCUGGAUGACCAUUGUAUUUUGACUGCAUUUCCGCAGAGGGUGAUUAUUUCAUAUUACCUCCGUCCCAAAUUACUUGGAUGUACCUAACACGUUUAGUGUUAGAUACACCCGUGUCUAGACAAAUCUAAGUAAUUUGAGAUGGAGGGAGUAGAUUGGUGGCGGCUAAGGAAAGCUUCAUAUUGUUGGAUAUUGCGCCCUGGCUGAAUUCUGUUGCUGGGGACGCCCAAGAUACUGUAAUUUUGUACCCACACCUAUUGACAAUGUACAGGUGUAGACUAGCGCGUACCAUUACCAAAACAGUCGCUGCGUGCAGUGUUCUAUUGUUUGACUGCGGAGAUAAAUUUAUGAUGGUGAACAGCUUAA